GACCCCCCAGAAAAACUAUAUAUGAUGCUAUUUCCUACCUCAUCAAAUUUUGUUAAACCUCGUAAAUCACCAAAUUAAGAAUCACAUUAAGCAAUUUCAUUCCACAAAUUAACCCCAACCCAUUCCAAAUUUUCGAUCCAAGAUGAACAAUAGCACCAACAACAAGGAGAACAACGGUUUUGACCCAAGUGAGUUCACAUAUGGAGUAGCUUUUGUAAUUGGCUUGAUCUUCUUACUUGUCAGCAUAGCUUUGGCAUGUGUGCGUCUGCGCAUGGCUCGUGGUCCUAACAUGCUGAACAUUUUGGCUGGUAUUCCACCAUCUCGCCAUGCAAGAUCAUCAGAAGAAGACAACUCAGCUGAACAAGGGCUUCAUCAGAUUGACAAAAGUUUUGAGAGGUAUCCAAAGCUGCUAUACUCUCAAGUAGAGAAGGGUUCAAGUUCAUCAAGUGUUGUUUCUUCUAGUUGCUCCAUAUGCUUAGGUGACUACAAAGAAAGUGACACGUUGAGGUUGCUUCCACACUGUGACCAUCUUUUCCAUCUUGCUUGUGUUGAUCCUUGGCUUAGGUUGCAUUCAACUUGUCCCAUAUGUAGAAAAUCAUCUAUUCAUGCUUAGUAUUGGGGAUCACAUCUCUCCUUUGUUGUUGUAGAAGAUUUGUUAUAUUAGUUAAAUCAGUAUAUA
This is a messenger RNA of Glycine soja, 679 nucleotides long. Its product is annotated as putative RING-H2 finger protein ATL71. The record is from RefSeq and is a predicted model, not a curated record. The transcript has a single exon. Bases 143 to 613 code for a protein of 156 amino acids. NCBI's taxonomy places the organism in Eukaryota, Viridiplantae, Streptophyta, Magnoliopsida, Fabales, Fabaceae.